AACCAUCUCUGUUCCAUUCUUGUCCUUAUCUAUAGGGACACAGUAGUCAAAUGGCGACUCUGAAAAUAAUUGUUAUCGGACAAAAAGAAAUCGUUUUUUUUCUUCCAAGGAUUCCCAUGGACUUGUCCAUGCUUAUCUCAUCAACUUCAUAUAAAUCGAAUCAUUGGUAAUUUGAGUCCCGAAGCAAAAUUCCUUUACUUCUUUGAUCUUUCACCUCCACUGCUGCGGAGCAAGUGUCCCGGCACUGGAAAAAAAUGGCUGAAAUUAAGACCGAUACUGCUCAUGAGCACCAUCUGAUAGUAGCAGAAGUCGAUAUUUCGGACCAAAAGCCACCACAACCACCAGGGCGUGUUGCUUCACUUGACAUCUUUAGAGGCCUCACGGUGGCGUUAAUGAUAUUGGUUGAUGAUGCUGGAGGAGAAUGGCCAAUGAUAGGACAUGCACCAUGGAAUGGUUGCAAUCUGGCUGAUUUUGUGAUGCCAUUCUUUCUGUUCAUAGUUGGGAUGGCUAUUCCUCUUGCUCUCAAGAGAAUAACAAGCAGAAGUCAAGCUGUUAAGAAAGUGAUUUUCAGAACUUUAAAACUCCUCUUUUGGGGUCUCCUACUACAAGGAGGCUUCUCCCACGCUCCUGACAAAUUGACUUAUGGUGUUGAUAUGAAGGAAAUAAGGUGGUGUGGCAUUCUUCAGAGAAUUGCUUUUGCAUAUCUAAUAAUGUCACUGGUGGAAAUCUUUACAAAAGAUACGAAUCCUAAGGAUCUUCCGCCUGGCCGGUUCUCUAUGUUCAGGUUAUAUUGCUGGCAUUGGCUGGUGGGAGCAUGUGUUCUUGUCAUUUACUUGGCUGUAAUUCAUGGGACACGUGUCCCUGAUUGGCAGUUCACCAUCCAUGAUAAAGAUAGUCCUGAUUUUGGCAAGGUUUUCAAUGUAACCUGUGGUGUUAGAGGAAAGUUGGAUCCUCCUUGUAAUGCAGUUGGCUACAUUGACAAAAAAGUCCUAGGACUUGCCCACAUGUAUCAGCGUCCAGCCUGGAGGAGAUCUAAGGCUUGCACAGAGAAUUCCCCAUAUGAGGGACCUUUCCAAAGUGAUGCUCCAUCAUGGUGCCGUGCACCUUUUGAACCUGAAGGAAUCAUAAGCUCUAUAUCUGCUAUUCUGUCUACUAUCAUAGGAAUUCAUUUUGGACAUAUCCUUGUACACUUGAAGGAUAAUUCAAGUAGGUUGAAGCAUUGGAUUCUUCUGGGAUUUGCUCUUCUCAUUGUGGGUUUUGUUCUUCAUUUUACGCAUGUGGUACCCCUAAAUAAACAGUUGUAUACUUUUAGCUAUGUUUGUGUAACAUCAGGAGCUGCAGCUUUGGUGUUUUCAGCUAUCUAUAUUCUGGUUGAUAUUUGGGGUUUAAAGUUCCUCUUUCUGCCAUUUCAAUGGAUUGGCAUGAAUGCCAUGCUUGUAUAUGUUAUGGCUGCUGCAGGCAUCUUUGCUGGCUUUAUGAAUGGCUGGUACUAUGAUGACCCUCAUAAUACCCUGAUAUAUUGGAUUAAAAAGCAUAUUUUUAUUGGAGUUUGGCAUUCGCAACGAAUAGGCAUUCUGCUCUAUGUUAUCUUCGCGGAGAUCCUCUUCUGGGGUAUUGUUUCAGGCAUCUUGCAUAGCCAAGGAGUUUAUUGGAAGCUUUAGCUAUUCAUUGGAUAUAUAUUUUAUUGAAGUGGUUACAAGUUGAUCAAGGAUUAUUACUUGCUAGUGUAUCAUGUAUCUUUCCUGUUGGCAUUGUAGCUUAAUGCAGUUGAUAUGAUAUUUGCUCUGUUGGCUUCUACAUCAAAAAUUUCUGUAUAGAUUAUAAACUUGCCCAUCUUUUUCUAUCUGUUACCCUGAAUUCUACCAUUUAAAUUGCUUCCAGAGAAAUAAAUUUUAAUCAAAUAAGAGUUCUGAAAA
Jatropha curcas is the source of this 1916-nucleotide messenger RNA. Its product is annotated as heparan-alpha-glucosaminide N-acetyltransferase-like protein (DUF1624). Lineage: Eukaryota; Viridiplantae; Streptophyta; Magnoliopsida; Malpighiales; Euphorbiaceae. The record is from RefSeq and is a predicted model, not a curated record.